This is a messenger RNA of Anneissia japonica, 9145 nucleotides long. RefSeq names its product zonadhesin-like. Gene Ontology annotation, cellular component: extracellular matrix. The transcript is spliced from 51 exons. The record is from RefSeq and is a predicted model, not a curated record. The annotation marks the transcript as partial. Gene Ontology annotation, molecular function: protein binding; calcium ion binding. NCBI's taxonomy places the organism in Eukaryota, Metazoa, Echinodermata, Crinoidea, Comatulida, Comatulidae.
AUAAACCAUUAUAUCAGCAAAUUCAAAAAGUUGUACUUUUCUGCCAUGGCCAUCCUUGGCCCAAAGUAUACACUUUUCAUUCUUGUAUUUACCUUUGGUUAUACGUUCGUCUCAUCGCAAACUGACACAGAAUGCCCGUCGGAUGGAACUAUGCUUCAGUGCGCCUCAGGGACGUGCCGAAUAGCUACUGACGGCACCCAGUACUGCGACUGCCCUCCUGGAAUUAACGGAACGCGAUGUGAACUUGACAUCGACGAGUGUGCUUCUUCACCGUGUUUGAAUGGUGCAACUUGCAUCGACCAAAAUGAUGGCUUUCUGUGUGCGUGCCCGAUUGGUUACUUAGGAUACAAUUGCGGCAAUGAAACGGGACCUUGCUUGAGCAACCCAUGUGUAAACGGGAACUGCAUCAACAGAUUUGCAACAGAGAGUUUCUAUACGUGCUCAUGUUACCCUGGCUACGAAGGCGAUAUUUGCAAUAGAGAUAUCGACGAAUGCUUGAGCAGCCCAUGUGGUGAAUUUGGAACGUGUACUCAUUUCAUUAAUUUCUACAAUUGUACUUGUGACCCGGGUUACACAGGAAAUAAUUGUUCUCAAGAAAUCGAUGAAUGUGUAAGCAAUCCGUGUCAAAAUGGCGGUACAUGUUUUGAUUUCGUAAAUAGCUACAAUUGCACGUGCCCUCAAAUCUUUGAAGGUGCCGACUGCCAGACAGAAAAAGAUGCUUGUCGCUCUGACCCUUGCAUGAACGGAGGCAGUUGCAAUAAUUACUUCGACUACUUUACGUGUACCUGCCCUACUCACUUUCUUGGAGAUAUCUGCCAGGAAGCUGCGAGUAUUUGCUAUGCAACUGGUGACCCCCACUACGUGACAUUCGAUCGCCACUGGUACCAAUUUCAAGGGGUCUGUAAGUACGUAUUGGUGAAAGACGGAUGUACUGCAUCAACAUCACCAACCUUUCAAGUUGACGUCAUUAAUUCUGAUAAGACGAAUGUCACUGGUUCAUACACUGAAGAAGUCAUCAUAACAUUAUAUCUAUCGGUAACCUUUCAACAGUGCAAGCUGUGGUUACUAAUCAUGGCCGGCGGAGAAUGGGCAGCGUGUAGUGUGGUUCGAUCCCUCGACAACGAGUUUCAAAACCUGAAUGGAAAUCGUUGCGCCAAACCGCCUUUUCCCUUUUACGCUACGUUGGAUUUAAUGAUUGCACUAAAAGCUGAUCGGGUUGUAUUCGUAGAGGGGCGGCGAGUGACUCUCCCAGCAGAACCAAUUAACGGACUUAAAAUUGAAACUGUUGGAUUAUUCGUGCAAGUUACAGCAGAUGUAUUGGACCAAGGUGUUAAUACCCGUUUUCACGUACGAUGGGAUGGCGAACAAACGAUAGAGGUCCGUUUACCAUAUUCUCUCUACAGCAAUUCAACAUGCGGUCUUUGUGGAAACUUCGACGAUGUUCCAGAAAACGAUCUUCGAUUACAAAAUGGUUCUGUUGUAGGAAAUGAAAAUGCGCACAUAUUUGGAGAUAUGUGGGCUACUAAUGAAGGAUGCGAACCGGCACAACCAAUCGUCGAUACAUGUGACGAAAGUUCAAUUGGUUACCAAAAAGUCAACCAAACCUGUUGGAUGAUCAAGGAUCCGAACGGGCAAUUUCAACGAUGUCACGACACACUCCCGCCAGAAAAUUUCUACUUGGCGUGUAUACUUGAUAGUUGUUCUCCACACGUUGACUCAGAUGAAUCCAGCUGUCACGUGAUUGAAUUCUACGCACAAAGUUGUUAUGAUCGCGGAGCUUCGGUAGGAAACUGGAGAAACGAAUCCAUCUGCAGUGUCCAUUGCUCAGGCGGCACUAACUACAACUGGUGUAGCAAUACCUGCCAACAGACCUGUGUAGAUAUUUUAGUCGGACAGUCUUCAAUCUGUGACGAAUCUUGCUACGAGACAUGUGAAUGUCCAGAAGGGAUGGUCCUUGAUGGCUUACAGUGUGUCCAGGAUCAUCAGUGUGGAUGUUUCGUUGACAACUUCUACUAUUCAGUGAACGAAACCAUAUACAAUCCUUCGUGUUUCUCGAAAGAUGUAUGUCUGGGCGACAAUCAGUUAAGCAAGUCUGAUCUUACUUGUGACGACGCCGCGUAUUGUGGCGCUAACAGUGACGGCGAAUACGGAUGCCACUGUAGAGCUGGUUAUAGGGGUGACGGUGUAACCUGUGAAGACAUCAAUGAAUGCCUAAGUGACCCGUGUGUGUACGGAACUUGUCAAAAUCUUCUGAACUCCUACGCAUGUAACUGUGACGAGGGCUGGGGAGGCUACAAUUGUAAUAACUACGUAGGUUGUGAGAGUAAUCCAUGUCAAAAUGGGGCUAUGUGUGAAGUGGUCAACGGUACUACCUACAGCUGUUUAUGUGUCCCUGGCUAUACCGGUAAUGAAUGUGAAAUAGAUAUUGACGAAUGCGCAAAUUCCCCGUGUCAAAAUGGGGCCACGUGUGUUGACAUGGUGAAUGAUUUCGAAUGCACGUGCGUACAAGGGACAUCAGGAACCACAUGUGACAUAGUGGACGAUAUUUGCUUCAGCAACCCAUGUCAGAAUGAUGGACAAUGCGUUUCUGGAGAAAAUGGCUAUAAUUGUACAUGUGCGUAUGGUUUUAUGGGUACGAAUUGUGACGAAGAGAUAAACCCAUGCCUGAGUUCGCCAUGUUUAAAUAAUGGAACGUGCAAUAACAUGAUUGAUUACUACGCAUGUUCGUGCGCAAAAGGGUUCAUGGGAAGACAUUGUCAGACAGAAUACGGUGUCUGUUUUGCAACCGGUGAUCCCCAUUACAAGACAUUCGAUGACCUUUGGCACGAUUUUCAAGGGAGCUGUAAAUACGUUUUAGCCAAAGAUUGUUUCAGCGUUACACCAAAGUUUAUCGUGGAAGCUGAAAAUGAGAAGCGCAGUGCUAGUGAUUUGGUAACCUACACCAAGGAAGUGACGAUUACAAUUAAUGACACGAUAAUUCGGCUUGGUCAAGGCAGGACCGUAAGUGUCAAUGACGUUACUAUAGAUCCGCCUGGAGAACGGAGAGGAAUUCGAGUGUUUUUUAGCGGAAUAUACGUUCAAGUGCAGUCUGACAUUGGAAUUUAUGUUCGGUGGGAUGGAGAUAGUCGAGUCGAUGUUCGUGUCGAGGCUGUGUUUAAGAACAAGACUUGUGGUUUGUGUGGAAAUUACAACGGUGAUGGAGCAAAGGAGGACGAGUUUCUUACCCCAGAUGGAACAUAUGUAAUAUUAUCAUUUCUAUUUGAUAAAUUACUUGUAUCCAAUGAAGCUGCCUUUGGUAAUAGUUGGGUUUCAGAUCCUAGUGACACUACCUGCAUACCACAGAGUCAGGAGGUCGACCCAUGUUCAAGUUCUUCCACUACAGUAGAAGUUGUUACAACUGGCAAGGAAACUUGUGGUAUUCUUUCAGAUCCAAACGGUCCAUUUGCAGCAUGCCAUGCCAAAGUAGACCCUGAUCCAUUCUACCGUGCAUGCGUGUAUGAUUUCUGCGCCGAGCCCAACAUCGAUCCAACGUUUUGUGAUAUGGCAGCCACCUACACCCAGUCAUGCAAGAAUCUCUAUGCAGAAGUAGAGCAAUGGAGAAAUGCAACGUUUUGUCCGUUGACAUGUCCAAAGAACAGUAGCUACUCCGCCUGUGCGGAUGCAUGCCCAGCAACUUGCGUCAAUUACCAUGACGUAAAUCGCACAUGUGAGGAGGUUUGUGUUGAAGGAUGCGAGUGCAAAAGCGGAUUUGUUUUGGAUGGUAACGUGUGCGUAGAUUCUUCAACGUGCGGGUGUCAAAUUGGCGGUUUCUAUUACGCCAUUGGAAGUUUUGUCUAUACCGAAGGAUGUAAUGAACUGUGCGAAUGUAUGGAAGGUGGGUAUACAUAUUGUGAAGACGUCACAUGUGACGAGAACGCAGAUUGUGGGAUUCAGAACAACGCGUAUGAGUGCAUCUGUCGUAAUGGAUAUCACACACUUAUGCGGGGACUUAACUGCACAGAUAUUAAUGAAUGCUUAAGCAGCCCAUGCGCGAACGGAACAUGUCUCAAUCAAGAGAACAAAUAUACUUGUAGAUGUGAAGAUGGCUGGAUAGGUGUCAACUGCCAAAAUAGAGACGAAUGCUUUAGCAAUCCUUGUCAAAAUGGAGCAAAUUGCAAGGAUGGAGAUAACAAAUUCGUUUGUAGUUGUCUUCCGGGAUAUGAAGGUGUCGUAUGUGAAACUAAUAUAAACGAAUGCUCGUCUUCACCUUGUGGAAGGGGUAACUGCACGGACCAGGUUAAUGGCUAUAAAUGCACAUGUGAAUAUGGUCAUGAGGGUACAAAUUGCGAAAUAGACAUUGAUUUUUGUAAAUCAUCUCCAUGUUUAAAUGGUGGCACAUGUUUUGACUUUGAAGAGUACUACCUGUGUCAGUGCCAGCCAGGUUUCGUCGGCACCCAAUGUCAAACAGAUACUUCGCCGUGUGCAAGUAACCCAUGUAUGAACGGCGGAAUCUGCAAUACCGUGGCACAGAAUAUAUACUUUUGUGAAUGUCCUGAUGGGUUUUACGGUGACAGAUGUGAACAAGAUUUUAACGAAUGCUACAGCGACCCUUGUCAGAAUGGAGCGCGGUGUAACGACGGAACCAAUAGCUACACGUGUACUUGUGAAAUCGGAUUCAUUGGAACCACCUGUUCAGAAAGUGACGCACCAGACUUAGAACUGAUUCAGGUCUGGAGUACAUCGUUUACAAUUGGUUGGUCAGUGGAGAUUGAUGUUGAUUGGUUCAAAGUUCAAUACCGUAACCAUACUUCUGAAAGAAGUAAUGGUUCUGAUUGGAUCGAUGAGCCGUAUACCAGUAGACAACAAUUUCUGUAUGUGCUUUUGAAUUUGAGAGAAAGUACUAUGUAUGACGUCAGAGUGCAAAUGCAGAGAACUGAGACCGAGACUAUAGGGAUAAGUGACGUCAUGGUUGUGCAGACAUGCAGCACUGGAUUUGGAUCCCUGAAUUGUAGCAUGGAUGAAAGAAAUGGAAUCUAUGACCUAGUUAUAUCUUUAUCGACGCCAACAUCAUUAUCUGUGAGGUGGUCAACUGAAGUCAGUUCUACAUUUACGCAGAUUCUGUAUCGGGAAUACGGGAAGGAAACCUGGAAUGUUGGAAGGGAGUUAGAUGACAGUGGUCAACAAUUCAGCGUUAUUUCAUCUCUUUUUGGUCACCGUUACUAUGAAGUCAUUAUUAAUGUUACCGUAGGCAGUACUACGUUUCGAAGUCUUAUUUCACGUUUCCAUACAUGUGAACCUGACCGGCAAGGACCUAACUGCGAAAUACGUCUUGGUAGAUGUACCGUCUGGGGAGAUCCGCAUUACAUCACAUUUGACGAUAAGCGAUACGAUUAUCAAGGCGAUUGUGACUAUACACUUACAACACCAUGUCCAGAUUCUGAUGCCAUCGCAAACUUUUCAGUCAUUAGCAGGAAUUAUAAACAGUCACCUUUAGCGUCAGUUGCUUAUCUCAAAGAUGUAGUAGUGACGGUUGACACGAACGAAUUUGUUUUAGGAAGUGGUGGCGCUGUAACGUUCAAUGGCAUAGCGAUCAAUUUGCCUUACGAGAGUCAGAAUAUGUUUAUUAUCAAUUCGGGUGUAUACACAACUUUGGUGACUGACUUCAACCUGGUUUUACGUUGGGAUGGUAGACAUUCUGUUGAAGUGCAAGUGGAUGUUGGUCUGUCUGGAAACGUAUGCGGUCUGUGCGGCAACUUUGAUAACAAUCCUGGAAAUGACUAUACCUUGUUAAAUGGCGAACAGACCCCAUAUACCAAUGUUUUUGCUGAGAGUUGGAUAGUUCCAGGAGAGGGUGACUGUCCUACCGGCGUAUUGGAUCUAGAUCCGUGUGCUUCUUCAGGAUUUCAAGAUAUGGCUAAAGCGAUGUGCAUGGUAUUGACAGAUAACAAUGGUGCAUUUUCUGAAUGCAAUCAAGUGCUAGAUCCAGAGUUUUAUUACACCUCUUGCUUAUAUGACUUAUGUGCAACCCUCGACGACAGUCUUUUGUGUUCCUUGCUUGACGUUUACGCACAGGCUUGUAAAGAUGCUGGACUAGAACUCGGUGACUGGCGGGCAGAGUCAGGCUGCUCCUCCACCUGUCCAAAUGGAAAGGAAUAUAAUGAAUGUGGUAGUGCUUGCCCAUUGACAUGCGCUACCCUUAACCAGAUGGAAGAUGGUUGUCCAUUCACCUGUAUUGACACCUGUGAUUGUCCAGUCGGUACAGUAUUGGAUGGUGACGAUUGUGUUGAUAUCUCACAAUGUGGAUGCGUUAUGGAUGGUGUAUAUUACAAGCAAGGAGAUGUGUAUUUGAGUGAAGACUGUAGCCAAAAAUGCUCUUGUACGAACGGUACAAAUUCCUGUGAAAACUACAAUUGCGGUCAGCAUUCAUCUUGUCAAGUUCAAAAUGGCGUCAGGGAUUGCUACUGUAAUAGUGGAUUUAGUGGAGACGGUAUCACUUGUACCAAAGCUGCUGGAUUAUGUACAAUAUGGGGCGACCCUCAUUACAUUACUUUCGAUGGUCAAAAAUACGAUUUCCAGGGAGAAUGUGAAUAUAUUCUAGUAAAGAACUGUAGUGACGUCAUCGGAAAGCCAUCUUUUGAAGUGACAGCUGUUAAUUCCAAACGUGUACCAUCUGACAAUGUUGCAUACUUACAACAAAUAGUUUUCCAUUUCAUGGACGAUAUAUAUAAGCUUAAAAAACAAAGAAUUGUUACGUUUAAUGACGUAAUAAUUGCAACGCCGUAUAAUUCAUCCAAUGGUGUUAAUAUUGUAGAUAAUGGAGUAAAUGUGAUAUUAUGGACUGAUUUUGGCCUUUCUAUAAGAUGGAAUGGACAGAGCCGGGUAGAAAUACGUGUUCCUUUUGAUUUUGGAAACAGCACAUGUGGACUUUGUGGAGAUUUUAACGGAAUUUCUUCUAAUGACUUAUUUAAAAGGUCUGACGGCUUUCAAGUAAGUUUUAAAAAUUCAGUGGCAUUACAUCAUGUCAAUUGUGCUGCAUUGGAUAUCAAUCCUUGUGACGAAUCCUCUGACACUUAUCGAACGGCAGUCGACGAAUGCAGCAUCAUUAUUUCACCAGUUGGCGCCUUUUCUCAAUGCCAUGCUAUUGUAGAUCCCACCAAUUAUUAUGAGGGUUGUGUCUACGAUUUAUGUGCUACGUUACCAGAUACUGGGACGUUGUGUGAUAGCUUGGAAACAUACGCACAGGCGUGUUUGAACAAUAAUGUCCAACUUGGCAACUGGAGAUCUGAACUUGAUAAGUGCCCAUUUAAGUGCGAAGAUGGCAAGAUAUACAAUCCCUGCGGAAGUAGUUGUCCAGAUACUUGCCUACCUUUCUCAUCUAAUUGUCCAUUGAGUUGUGAAGAGGUAUGUGAAUGCCCAGACGGAACAGUGUUAGAUAAUGGUCAAUGUAUUGACACUUCAUCAUGUGGUUGUCUGGACUCAUCUAUGAUCUAUCGUCAGCCAGAACAACGUUGGGUAGACAGCACAUGUGAAAAUAGUUGUGUCUGUUCCAGCGGCGUCGUUUCUUGUCAAAGUUACGGUUGUAGUGAAAACGCCGAAUGUUCUAUACGAAACGGAAUUCGUGGCUGCUACUGUCAGAAUGGCUUUGAAGGAGACGGCCAGGAGUGCACCAGAGGCCCUGGUUUCUGUACCGCUUGGGGUGAUCCACACUAUAUCACUUUCGACAAUGUCAAAUUCGACUUCCAGGGUGAAUGUGAAUACACAUUGGUCAGGAAAUGUGAUAAUAGAACAGAUCUUGAGGAUUUCGUUGUCACUGGAAUCAACAGAAAAGAUAAACCAUCAAACAGAGUGUCGCUGAUGAGAGAAGUCACGUUCCAUUACAAUCACCAUGAUUAUAAUCUUCGACAGAAUGGUGUGGUUUUCUAUGACGGAGUGAUAAUAACACCCCCACUUUCAACAUCGGAUGGUGUCUACAUCAUAAACAAUGGCCAAUAUACUGCCUUGUGGACAAACUUUUCUUUGGUGCUACGAUGGGAUGGUCACCACACCCUAGAAACACAAUUACCGUUCAAUUACUGGGAUUCAGUUUGCGGAUUAUGUGGUAACUUCAAUGGUGACGGCUCCGACGAUAUUGCUCUGAGAUCUGACGGUUUAGAUGCAAGAAGUGCUGCGGAGUUUGGAAACAGCUGGAAAUUCGAGUCGGAUGAAUGUGAAGAUGUCGUCGAUGUAGAACCGUGCCAAGAAGGCACCGAAACUUUAGAGGAAGCCAGGGAUUUGUGUUAUGCUCUGAUCUCCCAAGAUGGAGCUCUUGCUUCAUGUCAUUCGUUCGUUGAUCCGGCAGACUAUUACGAUGGAUGUGUUUACGACUUGUGUGCCACGUUGCCAGACGACGAUCUGCUGUGUGAGACGCUAGCUGAAUAUGCUCAAACAUGCCGAGAACGCGGUGGAGAACCCGGCGAUUGGAGAAAAGAAUCGCCACGUUGUUCAAUCACGUGCGAUGGCAACAAAGUGUACAAUCUUUGUGCAAGUGCUUGUCCGGCUACAUGUGCAUCGAUGGAAGGCAUGGAUGAUUGUCCAAAUGCAUGUAUUGAAGCUUGUGAAUGUCCAGAAGGUACACUGCUUAACGGUAACACGUGUGUUCAACCGUCUCAAUGCGGAUGCACGUGGGAUGGUGUUUACUACCAGCCAGAACAACGUUGGGUAGACAGCACAUGUGAAAAUAGUUGUGUCUGUUCCAGCGGCGUCGUUUCUUGUCAAAGUUACGGUUGUAGUGAAAACGCCGAAUGUUCUAUACGAAACGGAAUUCGUGGCUGCUACUGUCAGAAUGGCUUUGAAGGAGACGGCCAAGAGUGCACCAGAGGCCCUGGUUUCUGUACCGCUUGGGGUGAUCCACACUAUAUCACUUUCGACAAUGUCAAAUUCGACUUCCAGGGUGAAUGUGAAUACACAUUGGUCAGGAAAUGUGUCAAUAGAACAGAUCUUGAGGAUUUCGUUGUCACUGGAAUCAACAGAAAAGAUAAACCAUCAAACAGAGUGUCGCUGAUGAGAGAAGUCACGUUCCAUUACAAUCACCAUGAUUAUAAUCUUCGACAGAAUGGUGAGGUUUUUUAUGACGGAGUGGUAAUAACACCCCCACUUUCAACAUCGGAUGGUGUCUACAUCAUAAACA